This is a messenger RNA of Staurois parvus, 768 nucleotides long. Lineage: Eukaryota; Metazoa; Chordata; Amphibia; Anura; Ranidae. The record is from the annotation of a GenBank genome assembly.
AUGGCUCAAGACACGAGCACCCACCAUGAACCCAUCAGCUUCGGCAUUGAUCAGAUUCUGAACAGCCCAGAGCAGACUGUAGGGUUCUCAUAUUCUCGAAGUGGGGAGCAGGAGCACCAUGGAUCCAGUGCCUACUGCACCAUGUACAGCCCCAGAAGCUCUUCCUAUAGCCUCAACAUGAGGAUGGACGUUAGCAUGAACGUCAAUGUGCGACCGGCAGGAGUUAUUAGAGUGCCAGCUCAUAGACCUCUUCCGCAGGUGGUGCCUGGCGAGGGGGCUUCACCAUUGUCUGGUAUUGGGGGGAUGAGCAGCCUACCGGGAAUCACCUUCCCCUGGAUGGAGGGCAGCAGAAGGAUGGCCAAGAACCACAUCACAGGACAUCCAUACCAGAACCGCACACCCCCGAAGAGGAAGAAACCUCGAACCUCUUUCAGUCGGCUCCAGAUCUGUGAGCUGGAGAAGAGAUUUCACCGGCAGAAAUAUCUGGCAUCAGCCGAAAGGGCUUCACUGGCCAAAUCUCUGCGUAUGAGUGACUCUCAAGUAAAGACCUGGUUCCAAAACCGACGCACCAAGUGGAGGCGUCAGACGGCGGAGGAGCGGGAAGCUGAGCGCCAACAGACCAAUCGUAUGAUGAUGCAGCUCCAACAAGAAGCCUUCCAGAAAAGUCUACAGCAGCCCCUCCCCCGAGACCCCCUGUGUGCUCACAACUCAUCACUCUGCGCCCUUCAGAACCUGCAGCCCUGGGCUGAGGACACGCCCACCGAAUGA